AUGGCACUUGAGCAAUCUAUCAAUUUAGAUUCCAAAUCUAAAGGAGGCAUGAUUGGGAUCAGCCAAAAUCUAGAAGACGUACUUCAAAGAUGGUUCUUAACCAUCCAUGAAAGACCAGCCAUCAUCACAGCAGUAAAGCAAAUGUGUGGAAUUAACGAUUCGGACAGAGUUGGAGAGCAUGAUGAGAAAGAUGUUGAGAAGAUAGUUGCUUGUUUCAAAUCUGGUCUCAUGAAGGAUCCUUUUUCGGAUGAUAACGAUAUUUUGUGUAAUAUUGCAACUGGUGUUGUGUUGCCUGAAGAAGUAGCACACAGAUUGGUGAAAAGCAAAGAAGAGGGUCUGAUGCAGUUGGACUGCUUCGUACAACAACGCUUACAUUGUAACAGUCUGAGCUUUUGGGACGCCAUUCCAAACCUAAAGAUCAAGACGUUUAACACCACAACAAAGAAAAUCAGAGUCCCGUCUUCAAACGAGAAGUCUGUUGUCAUGACUGAAGACAGAGAUCUUUUUGGAUGGCUGUUAAUUGUUGCCAAUGUUCGAGAAAUCAACCUAAGAGAAGUUCUCAGCUUUGAGCUUUCAGCAGUACCAUACUCCCUGGCACAUUCUGAUAGCACUCUUCGCAAGACGGCAAAGAGUGUACUACUCCAAAUUUUGGAAAAUUACGUCACUGUGGAAUCACGACUUACAUCUAUUCCAGGGAUCGCAACUGUCUAUAUCCUUGACGGCAUGGCACUGGUACAGAUGAUGAAAUUUGCAGGAGUGACAACAUUUAGUGAGAUGGCAGUCAAGUACUACGAAGUAAUCACAAGUUACUUUAGGCAAGGAAACUGUCAUCGAGUUGACAUGGUUUUUUACCAGUACUGGCAUAGUUCCAUCAAAGGAGGGGAGUAG
Paramuricea clavata is the source of this 888-nucleotide messenger RNA. The record is from the annotation of a GenBank genome assembly. Lineage: Eukaryota; Metazoa; Cnidaria; Anthozoa; Malacalcyonacea; Plexauridae.